UCGCUGACUCUUCCACACACCCUUUCGUCUUCUCUUCAUGCAUCUCUCAAUUAGGGUUCGAAUUCUUUAGGGAAGAUUUGGCUUAUUUUUCCUCUUUUGAUACAUGGAAGUUUUGUUCCUUUUCUCUGGGGUUUCAUUGUACUUCCCACAGAUGUGUAAUUGAAGCAGAAGCGACAGAAGAAGUUGGGGCGGUGUGCGAUUGGGUCCUCAGGUGAAGAUCUGAGGCUUUGAGUUAUUAAAAAUGAGCGCUUCUAGGUUCAUAAAGUGCGUUACUGUUGGGGAUGGAGCUGUGGGCAAAACGUGUUUGCUAAUUUCCUAUACUAGCAACACCUUCCCCACCGAUUAUGUGCCUACUGUUUUCGACAAUUUCAGUGCAAAUGUGGUUGUUAAUGGAAGCACUGUCAAUUUGGGUUUGUGGGAUACUGCUGGACAAGAGGAUUAUAACAGAUUAAGACCUUUGAGUUACCGUGGUGCCGAUGUUUUCAUAUUGGCAUUCUCUCUGAUAAGCAAGGCCAGUUACGAAAAUGUUUCCAAAAAGUGGAUCCCAGAGUUGAAGCACUAUGCACCUGGUGUCCCAGUCGUUCUGGUUGGCACAAAAAUUGACCUUCGGGAUGAUAAACAAUUCUUCAUAGACCAUCCUGGUGCUGUACCCAUCACCACAGCUCAGGGCGAAGAGCUUCGGAAGCUGAUUAAUGCACCUGCCUACAUUGAGUGCAGUUCGAAAACACAGCAGAACGUGAAGGCAGUCUUUGAUGAAGCCAUAAAAGUUGUCCUUCAACCGCCGAAGGCGAAGAAAAAGAAGAGUAAAGGACAAAAGGGAUGUUCAAUAUUGUGAUUCGUUAGCUGUAAACAUUUGAGAGCCCUCUGUUUCUAUUUUUCUCUAUAUUACCCUCUCCUGCCUUCUUCAUAUUCUUCAUUCGUUUUCUCUCUUGGAGGAGUUGAGUCCAUGUGGGUGUUCAUUGGUCUGACGUCUACUUUCUUAUAAUUAUUUUGAACUCUUAA
This is a messenger RNA of Neltuma alba, 1002 nucleotides long. Its product is annotated as rac-like GTP-binding protein RHO1. NCBI's taxonomy places the organism in Eukaryota, Viridiplantae, Streptophyta, Magnoliopsida, Fabales, Fabaceae. The record is from RefSeq and is a predicted model, not a curated record. Gene Ontology annotation, biological process: small GTPase-mediated signal transduction. Gene Ontology annotation, molecular function: GTP binding; GTPase activity. Bases 242 to 835 code for a protein of 197 amino acids. The transcript is spliced from 7 exons.